AUGGCAUCAGGGAUCUCUUCAAAUAAAGACAAGCUACUGCCUCUCAUCACAACCCCGGCCUACGCAACAGGAAAGAACGAUCCUUUUACGAUCUACGCCUCUCGCAUCACGCUCUCUCACAAUGCUUUCAUUCGCGGCUUCAAUAGCAUCUAUCAACAAGCUCCAAACCUUACCCCUUCCGACCACAAAGACUUCAUUGGCUACUGCCUGGCCUGGUACACGUGCGUCGGCGAGGACCACUCUCGGGAAGAGAUCCGGUUCUUUUCGGCGAUGGAGGACGCUACUGGAGAGGAGGGAAUUCUGGAUCAUGAGGUUACUUUUUACACCAUCUACCGAGACGACAUGCAGAAGCUCAAGAACUAUCUCCUCAGUUUCGAACAUUUCCGAAACCCAGAAACCGAGUUCGACGUGUCGCGCCUGCUCUUUCUAAUUGACAGGAUCGCGCACCCGCUCCACACUCAUCUCGCCUCCGUGCCCCAAUCGAUACUAGCUCUGUCCCGCUUUUCCACCCCAGAGCGCCCAAUUGACCCUCUCAAGAUCGACCGCUCCCUCGAUGUUCCCGACGAGAAGAAGACGACCAAUUAUAUCUUCAAUGUGCUGCCCGCGUGGCUGCUGAACCUGGAGACUGAGGAGUUUGAGGGAGGCAGGUGGAAGGGUUGGCCGGAAUCCAAGCUGGAGAACCAGCACCACGUCGAUUGCUGCCGAGGAGGUAGUGUCGGAGGAGUUACCCUACUAGCCAAACCCAGCAGCAUCAUACGGGCGUAUGAAUAUUCGUCCUUCAAUACGUACCAGGACAACGGAGCUGAGCUUUACGACUGGAAUGCACAGAACAAAGGUAAAGUGUAA
Molecule: messenger RNA, 846 nt
Organism: Letharia lupina
Lineage: Eukaryota; Fungi; Ascomycota; Lecanoromycetes; Lecanorales; Parmeliaceae
Exons: 4
Coding region: 1-846 (281 amino acids)
Source: RefSeq, a predicted model, not a curated record